AUGGAUAACAGCAACCUCUGGGCCCGCCGCACAAACCCCGGCAAGCUUUCCCUCGCAACACCGGGCCAAGGGUCCAGUGGUGACACUUUCAGUCGCAAUGCCUCUUUCUCCAAGCGUCAAGGCGGCGAAACCCCAUCAUCGAUGAAACCGAAUCCUUUCAACACCACACCUGGAGGUCUCGUAUCUCCUACCAGUGGCGCUUCCAGCGCCUUUGGUCUGGGCUCAGGAGCAUUUGCUUCGUUUGGGUCGGCUAAAACUCCCAAGACGUCGGGCAAUCCUUUCGAGACGGCCAUGGCCUCAGCGUUCCCCAAGAAGGACUCGUCCAAAGUUAUUGGAAAAGCUCCUGGCAUGGUCGCGAUUUCCGAGAGCAACCAGACCGGAGCGCCCACAGCUCCUCUUUCACAUCCGCUGGUGGACUCGUGGACCUUCUGGUACCGACCUCCGAUCUCAAAGGCACACGGCUAUAUCGAGUACGAGAAAACACUACAUGAAAUCGCUACUGUGCGAACAGCGGAGGAGUUCUGGGAGAUGUAUGCUUACCUGAAGAGGCCCUCCGUACUUCCCGUUGUAUCGGACUUUCAUCUGUUCAAGAAGGGUGUCCGCCCGAUAUGGGAGGAUGAUAUCAACAAGAAGGGCGGCAAAUGGGUGGUGCGAAUGAAGAAGGGCGUGUCCGACCGAUACUGGGAAGAUCUUUUACUCAGCCUCAUUGGCGACCAAUUCGGCGACGCGGGUGAAGAUGUUUGCGGCGCUGUAUUGAGCGUGCGUAAUGGCGAGGACAUUCUCAGUAUCUGGACAAGAACCGAUGGUGGCCGAGUCAUCAAAAUUCGUGAGACUAUGAAGCAUGUCCUCAACUUCCCACCUAACACUCGCGUUGAAUUCAAGAGCCACGACUCCAGUAUUCAGCAACGGACAGCCAUCGAAGAGCAACGCCGUGAAAAAGCUGGCCAACACCAUCACCACGACAAGCGUCACACUGGCGGAGCUUCAAAGGCAGCUGAGCAGUCUCAAUCAUAG
This is a messenger RNA of Fusarium poae, 1014 nucleotides long. RefSeq lists its product as uncharacterized. Lineage: Eukaryota; Fungi; Ascomycota; Sordariomycetes; Hypocreales; Nectriaceae. Gene Ontology annotation, molecular function: RNA 7-methylguanosine cap binding; translation initiation factor activity. Bases 1 to 1014 code for a protein of 337 amino acids. Gene Ontology annotation, cellular component: cytoplasm; eukaryotic translation initiation factor 4F complex. The transcript has 3 exons. The record is from RefSeq and is a predicted model, not a curated record. Gene Ontology annotation, biological process: translational initiation.